Messenger RNA from Schizophyllum commune H4-8, 2002 nucleotides. RefSeq lists its product as uncharacterized. Bases 78 to 1682 code for a protein of 534 amino acids. The record is from RefSeq and is a predicted model, not a curated record. Gene Ontology annotation, molecular function: D-glucose binding; glucokinase activity; mannokinase activity. Lineage: Eukaryota; Fungi; Basidiomycota; Agaricomycetes; Agaricales; Schizophyllaceae. Gene Ontology annotation, cellular component: cytosol; mitochondrion. Gene Ontology annotation, biological process: glucose 6-phosphate metabolic process; glycolytic process; intracellular glucose homeostasis. The transcript has 6 exons.
CCGCCCCUGCAUCUUGACUACUAACUACCAUCUUCCCCCACACCUCCACGUUCCCCGCCUUGUCGUCGCCGCCCCCGAUGUACGCCACCGCGGCACACGACCACAAGACCACCGGCCCCCAGGCCGUCAUCGACGGCAUCGACAGGCAGUUCCAACUCAGCAAGGAUUCCCUUGUCGAAAUCACAGAAGCCUUCCUGCGCGAGUUCAAGCAAGGACUCUCGAAGUAUGGCGAGCCCAUGGCCAUGAUACCGACAUUCGUGACCGGUGUCCCUGACGGUUCGGAAACUGGUACAUUCCUCGCCCUGGACCUUGGCGGCACGAACCUCCGCGUCUGCGAGGUCGUCUUGAAUGGGGACCGUACAUUCGACCUCACACAACAGAAGUACAAGGUUUCUGACGCCUUAAAGACUGGCGAAGCUACCGACCUCUUCGACUACUUGGCGGAUUCCGUCGACGCUUUCCUCACCACCCACGCCAAGUCUACCGCAAGCGCGCACGUACCUGGGACAGAGUCGCCAUACCCAACGAAAGCCGACUAUAACCCGGAAAUCGUCAACCUUGGCCUUACCUUCUCUUUCCCAGUAGAGCAAACCGCGCUCGACGAGGGAAAGAUCUUAACCUGGACGAAAGGCUUUUCCGCAAAGCAUGCCGUCGGAAACGAUGUCGUAAAGCUCCUGCAGGAUGCCUUCGACCGCAAGCACUUGCAUGUGCGCUGCGUCGCCCUUGUCAACGACACUGUUGGUGCGCUUCUAUCGCGAGCGUACACCGGCGGUGGCUGCACACUAGGCGCGAUCUUCGGCACGGGCACGAAUGGUGCCUACGUCGAGCAGGUUGCCAACAUCACCAAACUGGCCAACUCGCCCGCUGCUGCCAAGGGCGGGCAAAUGGUCAUCAACACCGAAUGGGGCGCAUUCAACAACACACGCACGCACCUCCCCAACACGCCCUACGACACCUCUCUCGACCGCCGGAGUAUCAACCCGCGCUUCCAGGCGUUCGAGAAGUUCAUCUCCGGGAUGUAUCUCGGCGAGAUCACCCGCAACAUCCUCGUCUCCCUCGUCGACGCCGUGCCGAAACCGCUGCUUUUCUCCGGCGCCUCCUCGGCAACGCUCAACCACCAGUGGGGGCUCGACACCUCGGUCAUGUCCGAGGUCGAGGAGGCCUGGGAAGCUGGCAGGGAGGGCACGUACUCGGGCAAGCCCAUCGACGCGCCGGACUUCGAGUCGCUGUCGGAUGAGGCUGAGAUCGACGAGAAGGUGAAGGCGCGCUUGCAGAAGAUCAAGGACAUCGUCGUACGGCGACUUCAGCUGCCCGCGAACGACGUCUCCCUGCGCGACGCCGCCAUCGUCCGGUGGGCAUGCGCGCUCGUCGCGCGGCGCGCGGGGCUGCUCAGCGGUACCGCCGUGGCCGCUGUGCUCAUACAAACCGGGCGCGGCUCGCUUCUGAAGGGCGAGCCGAACGGUACGAAUGGGAAGGCGGCGGAGCCGGAGGACAAGUUCAUCGUUGGUGUGGAUGGGAGCUUGAUCCAGUUCUACCCGAACUUCGAGCCGACGAUGCGCGAGGCGAUCCGGAUGCUGACGGGCGAGUCCGUCGAGAAGAGCGUCGAGAUCGGGCUCGCGAAGGACGGGAGUGGGGUCGGCGCGGCGCUGUGCGCGCUGCAGGCCAUCAAGCAGCUGGCAUAGCGCAUAUACGGUGUAUCGCAACGCCGUGCGCUGUGGCCAGUCAUGCAACGUGCAUAGGUAGCACAGGCGCGUCGCGCGUAGAGACGAGCAGAGAAGAAAUCAAAGUGUGUAAUAAUCAUUAUAGCUCACGUAUACUCACUUAUUGUCGAGCAUUCUAUUCUGUACUACAUGGGUGUAUUUUAUGAAGUACAUAGCAGCUGGAGAGCGAGCUUCUAUACAUGAGGAGGCGUCGAAAGCUAAGUGGAGACUGUCCAGUGGUCCCAGGAUUCUUUGCAGAUUGCAUCCCAGACCAGUCAGAAAUCAUGCUCUUAAGAGUUUAC